AUGUUAAAGAAACAACAAAGCAUGAGUUUUAGCUCAUUGCAGGAUACUUUUAAACCAUUAGAAUAUGAUUCAUUUAAACAGAGUGAAAUUUUUGAGCAAAGUUGGCAAUCUAAGGGUGAAGAUAAAAUAAAUACUAACGAAAAUAUUAACAUUAAUAAUUCAAGACUCUAUUCAUCGCAGUUAAUGGGAGGAGAUUUAGGAAAUAUCAAUUUAAAUGGGUUAGAAAUGAAAUUUGAAAAAGAAAUGCCAAUUUUAAAAGAGUCUUUCAUACCAAACGAACAAGUAUAUCAUGAUAUUCCAAAAUUUUUAAUGUCUUACUCUGAUUUAUACCAGAAUCAAGCAUCUCAAUAUGAAGGAGUUGAUAAAUUUCAAAGCUCAAAAUUUAGCAAUACAAUGCUUAAUACACAGCCGUCUUCAUGCUGGAGUAACAAUUUAAUUGAACAAAAUUAUAUGGAAGCAAAUACAAAUAAAAUGUACCGGUUGAAAGAUGAAAACAUAUUUCUCGAAGAAGAUGAUGGGAUCUUAGAUGUAUUGAGUCAUGCAUUAAGCAAGACUUGUUUAGAUGAUGAAACAUUGGAGCAAAUUAAUUCUGGAGAUGAACCUUGUAAAUACAACUUUACAAACAGUAUUUCUUCAUCUCCUACAUCAACUUCAUGCCAACAGACUAUUUUACAAACUUCGGGAACCAAUUGUUCAUCCUCAUUAUCAAACUCAAAUUUGGCUCUAAACCAAUAUGUUUUGGGUCUGAGAGUCUUUAAGCUAGUGAAUUCAAACAAGAAGCAAAUAUCUAACAUUCAUUUAAAUACUUAUGAUAUAAUGAAUUUGUGCUCGCAAUUUGGUAACAUAAUUGAUAUAAAUAUUAAUAACGAAUGCCAUUGUGUCACUUAUGAGAACAGAGAGUCUUUAGAAAGAGCCUUAAAUUCACUUCAAAAUCUGCAAAUAUCGUCAGAUGGAGACUUUAUUCAUGCAUAUAUACAUCAGACUUCAAACACAAUGAUCGGCGGACUAGAUAGAUCAAUGAAUCCUAUAAAUAAUAAAUGGAGUAAUGAUUUUAGUUCCUCAAACUUUCCCAAUAUUAAAGAAAUGUGUAAUACAAUAAAUUACGUUGAUAAUAUUGGGAUUUUCGGUAACACAACUACAAGUGCUUCUACAUCUUGCCGUUCAAAUACAGCAAUUAGUGCAUCAGGAGCUUCAACUACCACAAAUACCUCAACAAAUUCACCAUGGAAUAGCUUUGACAGUUCAAUAACUACUUAUGAGAGAAAUCUUUGGACAGCUUGGCUACAAGACAACAAGAGUAAUCAGAAUUCAAUUUCUAGUAGUAUUCUUAAUGAAAAUUGUGAUAACUCUAAUAUUCAAAUAAAAGAUAUAAUUGAAAUAGGCGAUGACCAGAUUGGCCAAGAAAACUAUACAGUUAAACAAAAUGCCCAAAAUGAAUUCCAAAAUAUUAUUAAUAGUAAUUGUAUUAACAAUAACAUUAAUAAUAAUAAUAAUAAUAAAAAUAAUAAUAGCAAUAGUAAUAACAAUAAUAAUAAUAAUAACAAUAAUAAUAAUAAUAAUAAUAAUGGACAUUUAAAUAACACAAUUACAAUUAAUACUAGUGCAUUAACUAAUAAUAAAAUAAAUACUAUUACUUAUUCUUCAAUAGUUGGAUCCAAUUUAAAUAAAAAUAAUUUGGUAAAAACGAUUAAUCAAAACUCAAAUGGCCAAAACAACGAAAAUUUAUUGAUUAAUACAAAUAAUUCAAUUGGGAAUAAACCCAAUAAUCAAGAUAUUAAUGCUUUUAAGUUAACCAAAAUGAUUGGUAAAUUAGAUGAAGUUAACUCGGAUCCAGUGGAGAUUAGGAGCACUACUGGAAACUUGACAUCAAUCAUUACUUCAAAUCAAUCUCCAACUUCUACUGCCUCAUCUUCAUCUUCAGCCUCAUCUUCCUCUCCAGUAACUGUAACAUCUUGCCAAAAUUCCUCAGUUAUGUUAAAGAAGUAUACUGCAAGAUAUGAGAUACAAAUACCACCUGAUAACCAAUUUCAAAUUGCAAGAAGAAUUAUUGGAACAAGAGGGAUUAAUAUGAAAAGAAUCUUCAAGUUAACUCAAUCAAAACUUAGAUUGAGAGGUAAGGGCUCUGGGUAUUUGGAAGGUUAUAAUAAACAAGAAGCGGAUGAGCCAUUACAUUUAUGUAUUUCUUCCACAAAUUCUGAACAAUACAUUAAUGCAAGAAAACUAGUAGAAAGAUUAUUAUUAAAGAUUUACCAAGAGUAUGACGACUUCUUAUUAUCAAAUAAUGAUGAUCACAAAACUCUUAAUUUGCAACUAAAAUUCAAAGAAACAAUGAGAACUAAACAGUUGUCAUCCAAUAAUUCUACUGUUAGUCAUGGCAACAAUACCACAAUCCUAUCUGGAGUUGAGUCCAAUACAAAUGAGGAUGAUGUAUUGAAUGAAUUUAAUUUUUGA
Messenger RNA from Cryptosporidium ubiquitum, 2451 nucleotides. RefSeq names its product RRM domain- and KH domain-containing protein. The transcript has a single exon. Gene Ontology annotation, cellular component: nucleus. Gene Ontology annotation, molecular function: RNA binding. NCBI's taxonomy places the organism in Eukaryota, Apicomplexa, Conoidasida, Eucoccidiorida, Cryptosporidiidae. The record is from RefSeq and is a predicted model, not a curated record. Bases 1 to 2451 code for a protein of 816 amino acids.